Panicum virgatum (switchgrass) is the source of this 1101-nucleotide messenger RNA. RefSeq names its product MAPK kinase substrate protein At1g80180-like. NCBI's taxonomy places the organism in Eukaryota, Viridiplantae, Streptophyta, Magnoliopsida, Poales, Poaceae. The record is from RefSeq and is a predicted model, not a curated record. The transcript has 2 exons. The coding region runs from base 235 to 534 and encodes 99 amino acids.
ACCAUUCAACGUCGGGUGAUCGACGAGGCUAAUAAGCAACCCAAGCGAGCGAGAGCAGCGAGCGGGUCACCCAUCACCUGAACGCGUCUCCACCUGUUCAGUCAGUCCGGACUUUGAUCCAUCGCAGCUCCGGUCCACGCCAGCUGCAGCCGUGUGUAUAUAGGCGCUGCGCCGGCCGCGCGCGGGCGGCGGCAAGAGGCGGAAGAGGUAGCGAGCGAGAGCUCAGCGGACGGCAUGGCGGGGCUGCAGCGAUCGAGCGAGACGUUCCGGCGGUCCGGGUCGUCGGGGACGGUGUGGGAGGACAAGCACCGGCCGGCGUCGGGCGAGCCCGCCAAGCCGCCGGCCGGGGCGACGCGGCAGCAGCGGAGGAGCGGAUCCGGCGGCCACGGCGGGUACAGGGCUGGCCACGUGCAGCCGGCGCUGGACCCGCCGUCCCCGCGCGUCGCGGCCUGCGGCUUCUGCGGCAUCUUCGGCAAGGACAAGCAGCCGCCGGCGGCCCGCGGCGCCGGUGGCAAGGCCCGGCGACGACGCUGACGAUCGAGUUCGGCGACGGCAAGGCGGGCCGGCGUGUAAGCUCUGGUUAUGAUGCUACAUGCUAUGCUAUACUUAAUCCUGUAAGCUUCUUGCUGUUAGUAGCUAUAGCUUCGAUCGGUCUCGUCGUGAACUCGUGAUAGCAAGUUAGAGGAUAUCUACAUGCAUGAUCAUCAGAGACCACGGAAUACAGAAAAGUAAUGGAUCGGUUCGUGCGCUGUUCUUCACAAUUCUCCUAACUCGCAGUGGUUUUAUGUUCGGAUUCCAUCAUAGGAAAGCAUCAAUCGCCUAGUCACCCAUGUACUUGAAACGUUUGGGCGACGUGCUAGCAGUCGACACUUUUUGCUGAAUGAUUCUGAACAUUCUAACUUGUAUCUUUGUUUUGUUCUCGUAUCUUUAGAAUCGCCCGUAGUACUAGCUACAAAUCACAACUUGACGACAAGUAUGUCCUGCGACCCCUCAAAAAAAAAAGUAUGUCCUGCAGCCCUGUUAAUCCCUAUGUUGGAAAAUUGUAAUCUUGAUAGGGGUAUUAACUGCAUGUAUAAUCAUGUCCCUUUCAUGUUGCCUCCU